AGAUUCAAAGAUAAUGUCGGUUACAACGGAGGCACUGCCGCUUUAUUUGACAUCGCAGUUCUUCAGACGCACCCUGGAGCACGGCCUGCAACAGCAGGAUCUGCAGGUGCUGGAUGUCCAGUUGACCGAUCUGACGCGCGGUGGAGAGAACUAUUGUAGUAAUAUCUAUCGGGCCCAUAUCAAGUAUCAGACGGCGGAACAGGAACUCGUCGAGUGCUCACUAAUUGUCAAGUGUAUGCCGGCCGAGAAGCAGGCGAUCCUGGCACGUCUCCACAUCUACAACAAGGAGAGUGUCUUCUACAUGCACAUUAAACCGAAGCUGGAGGCGCUUAUGUGGCGGGCCAAUGACAGCGAAGAGCACUGGAUUUUGGGUGCCAAACACUUUUACUCAACCACGCAGCCAGAGCAGACCAUUAUCUUUGAGGAUCUCUGCUGUGAGGGUUAUCAGCUGAAAUGCCGUCAACUUGGCUUGGAUUUAGAGCAUGCGAUGCUGGUGAUGCGCAAAUUGGCCCAGUAUCAUGCUCUGACGAUGGUUAUGGCAGAGCAUGAGCCUCAAACGAUCAUAGAUCGUUAUCCAUUUGGAUUACUCCACAUGGAUGCCAUCAAGUCGCAGCCUUUUACGCUGCUCUUCGGCACUCAAUUGCUUAAGUUGGCGGCCCUGAUUAACGACUGUGAGGGAUUUGGGGCUAUAACAAGGAAACUCUAUCGAUAUCACGAGCAUUUCACGGAGCGUGUCGUGAAGUCAGUUUAUCCACUGCGUGGAGCGUAUAAUGUGCUCAAUCAGGGCGAUCUCUGGGUGAACAAUAUAUUCUUCAAGUACGAUGAGCAGUAUCAGGUGCAGCAGGUGAAGAUUAUUGAUUUCCAGCUGUGCUUCUACGGCAGCCUGGGCUUUGACAUUAAUUAUUUCCUAAAUACCAGCCUAGAGCUGGAUGUGCUGAAGACCAAACGUCAGCAGCUAAUUGACGCCUACUAUGAUGCUCUGGUGGAAUGUCUGAAAAAGCUGCCCUGGGGAAAACCUCUGCCCACACACGAUGACAUCUUGGCGGAAAUACGCGCCCGGGAAGCCUAUGGUUUCUUUGUGGCCUUCGGUUUCUUUCCUCUGAUGAGUAUGAUUGGGGUCGAUUCCGAAGAUAACUCUUUGAAGAACUUUCACGAUGAGGAAUUUGCCAGACAGAAGGUGCAGCUCAUGUUCGAGGGCAAUAUACGCACUCUGGAAAGUCUCAAGUUCACAUUGAAGCGUUUAGAUGACUUGCAACUAUUCGAUUGAACAAUUUCCCCCAGUAACAAUUGCAUAUGAUUACGAGUAUUAUAACGGUUGCAUGUGCGAAAUUUUCAAUUCAAAUAGAAUUCAAAUUGCCACACUUAAAUUGUCUUCAAUUAA
This is a messenger RNA of Drosophila innubila, 1381 nucleotides long. RefSeq lists its product as uncharacterized. Lineage: Eukaryota; Metazoa; Arthropoda; Insecta; Diptera; Drosophilidae. Bases 14 to 1267 code for a protein of 417 amino acids. The record is from RefSeq and is a predicted model, not a curated record. The transcript has 3 exons.